CCCUGAAGGGCCCUGAAAUACUACCGACCGUACGACUUAGAGCCAUCGCCAAUACUCCAACUCCAUACGGAAAAUUUUAAUAUCUGCACUGGUCACGUUUUUGGUCGUCUUUAGUCCUGCUCCUGGAGCAUGCGCAGUUGAAAGAGAAGGAGAAGUAACGAGAUAGCUACCUACUUCUUGACCACUGAAAUUUCUUUCCAGCAGCCCUACCCCUAAAAAAAAAAAAAAAAAAAAAAAAAAAAAAAAAAAAAAGCCGCACCAAACAAGACCCGCAAAACUGUUCCGUGCGCAGCAAGCCGCAAGUAUGGAUGUCGAAAAAGGAAGGGUGCCAGACAAUAAUGUUAUCGCACCAGCGUCCGACCAGGAGAGCGUGCGACCCGAGAUGGGUUCUCGGGCGGGACGGAAAUCAGGGUCCGGGAACUCGACCGGCCGAGGCAGCGGAGGCUUUCUGCCAACUGUACUCCGGUUUCUCAACCGGGCAGAGGCUCGAGGAAUUGCCCCAGUGCCCGUUGAGGAACGGACGGAAAAGAGGGCUUUUAACGUCUUCACCCUAUGGUGGACUAUGAACGCCAACAUCUUGGCAAUCACGUUUGGCAUGUUGGCGCCAUCCUUCGGCUUGGGUCUGCGCGAUGCCUCGCUUGUCAUCAUUUUCUUCUCCCUGUUGACCGCUGCUCCGACGUCCUAUCUCUCUACCCUGGGUCCCAAGACGGGCAUGCGACAGAUGGUCCAAGCCAGAUAUAGCUGGGGACGCUAUCUUGUCACUCUGCCUGUCAUCCUGAACCUGGCAACUCUGACUGGGUUCUGCGUGGUAAUGGCAGUCAUCGGGGGUCAAUGUCUGUCCGCCGUCGCCGGUGAAGGAUCGCUAACGCCGAACGUCGGGAUCGUUAUCAUGGCGCUGCUGUCACUCUUCAUAUCCUUCUGCGGCUUCAGGGUACUUCACUUCUAUGAGAGGUGGGCGUCCAUCCCUGCCGUCAUCGCCAUUGUCGUUGCGACGGGCUGCGGCGGCGAGGGCUUGAAGCUACAGUCAACCCCACCUGUCGCCACUGUCACCGCAGUCUUUUCGUUCGGCAUGAUUGUGGCAUCAUACAUGAUCCCCUGGGCUGCCUUGGCCUCUGACUUUACCACGUAUCUGGAGCCUUCCACACCCGCCAUCAAAAUCUUCGCAUAUAGCUUCGCAGGCCUGGUCACACCACCCGUUCUACUCAUGAUCCUCGGAGCUGCGAUCGCCGGAGCUGUCCCGUUAAACCCCACAUGGGAGGCGGGAUACGAUCGCAACCUGGUCGGCGGUGUGCUCGACGCGAUGCUCACCCCUGCCGGCGGGUUCGGCAAGUUCCUCGUCGUCGUGCUGUCCUUUAGUCUGCUGGGAAACCUCUCGGCGACAUCGUACUCGGUCAGCCUGAACCUGCAGCAGCUCUUCGCGCCGCUGACGCGCGGCUCCGAGAUCCUCAAGCGGGUUCCGCGCUACGCCUACACGAUCCUGCUCACGGCGCUCGUCAUCCCCAUCGGCAUCCGCGCCGCGCAGGACUUUUUUGUCAGCCUCGAGAACUUCCUCGGCCUGAUCGGUUACUGGAGCGCCGCCUUUGUGUCUCUGCUCAUGGUCGAGCACCUCUGGUUCCGCGCCGGCGACUGCGACUCGUAUGAUCCGGCCAUCUGGAACGACGGCGCCCGCCUCCCCAUUGGAGUCGCCGCGCUGGUGUCCUCGGUUCUGAGCUUCCUCUUGGUCGUGCCGUCCAUGUCCCAGGUCUGGUGGACGGGUCCCAUCGCCAGGGUGACUGGGGAUCUGGGGUUCGAGUUUGCGUUUGUGGUGACGGGGCUGCUAUAUGUGCCUUUCAGGACCUUGGAGAAGCAUUUGACCAAGCGUUGAUUGAGCGGUUCGUGGGAGCAUUGCGAUGGACCUCUUGAGUGGGUCUUUGUUGUUGGUUCUUCCAGUGCAUAUUAAGGCCUGUGAUUAACCAUGGUUGUGAUUAUGCUGGUAUGAACCCAGUCGAUUUCCAGGGGUCGCAAUAUCUAGACUAGGUAUAUAAUCCUAGCACACAAAUGGCAAAAUUUCGAAACUUUAUUUUAGGUGCGUUUCUGCCAGAUCUAGUCUUGGUAGCGGAUCGAAUGUCUGCAGUAUGAGACAAUAUUCACAAGUCCAGUUGGACAUGAUGAGCAGCAAGUCAAGUUUGAAGUCCACGUUUCGUUGAGGCGUGCAUGCAAUGCCUUGCAAGAUAUAAACACCCAGACAGCUUUCCAAACUAGGCUUCACUUGUUGUGGGAUGUUAUUGUAUGAGAAUCCCAUGUACCGAACUGGAUUAAACAAGACGGACGGGUAUCUUCGGCAUACUCCAGAUUAAGCAAGAACGGCAGCCAGACGCUCACAGACAAAGUCGACACCCUCUUUACCCUUUUGCAACACAGCAUCCAUGACGAUGAAGGGGUGCGGAACCCCCUCGAUGACUUUGACCUCUGCCUCGACGCCCGCGUCCCGCAGCUUCCUCGCGUACUCCUCGCCCUCCCACCUCAGCACGUCCAGGCCGGCAACGACCACCAGCGCAGGCGGCAGCUUGGCAAAUGUGUCUGCAUCCGCAAACAGCGGCGACGCCUCGACCGACGCCCAGUCCGCCCGGUCGGGGAGGUAGUGGCGGCGGUACCACAGCAUCUUGUCGACGGGCAGCGCGGCCGUGUGCUCGUAUUCUGCAUAGGUGGUGCUCGUCUCGACGGAUGCGGUGUUGUCCGUCACGGGCACGACGAGCAGCUGGAACCUGAACAAGCCCGCCCUGGCAAACGCCUCGUGCCGGAGCGCCCUCUGCGUCACCACGGCGGCGAGGUUCCCGCCCGCGCUCGACCCGCCCACGGCGACCUUGGCCAGGUCCAGGGGCUCGCCGAGGGCAGGAGCCGCCGCUCCCGUCGCGACCCACAGCGCGGCCUCCCAGGCGUC
Molecule: messenger RNA, 2920 nt
Organism: Pyricularia oryzae 70-15
Lineage: Eukaryota; Fungi; Ascomycota; Sordariomycetes; Magnaporthales; Pyriculariaceae
Product: purine-cytosine permease FCY22
Exons: 4
Coding region: 305-1864 (519 amino acids)
Biological process (GO): transmembrane transport
Cellular component (GO): plasma membrane
Molecular function (GO): transmembrane transporter activity
Source: RefSeq, a predicted model, not a curated record